AGAGAAGGAGAGAGAGAGAAAGAGAAGGGGAGAGAGAAAGAGAAGGAGAGAGAGAAAGAGGAGGAGAGAGAGAAGGGGAGAGAGAAAGAGGAGAGAGAGAGAAAGAGAAGGGGAGAGAGAAAGAGAAGGAGAGAGAGAAAGAGAAGGGGAGAGAGAAAGAGAAGGAGAGAGAGAGAAAGAGAAGGGGAGAGAGAAAGAGAAGGAGAGAGAGAGAAAGAGAAGGGGAGAGAGAAAGAGAAGGAGAGAGAGAAAGAGGAGGAGAGAGAAAGAGAAGGAGAGAGAGAGAAAGAGAAGGGGAGAGAGAAAGAGAAGGGGAGAGAGAAAGAGAAGGAGAGAGAGAAAGAGGAGGAGAGAGAGAAGGGGAGAGAGAAAGAGGAGAGAGAGAGAAAGAGAAGGGGAGAGAGAAAGAGAAGGAGAGAGAGAAAGAGGAGGAGAGAGAGAAGGGGAGAGAGAAAGAGGAGAGAGAGAGAAAGAGAAGGGGAGAGAGAAAGAGAAGGAGAGAGAGAAAGAGAAGGAGAGAGCGAGAAAGAGAAGGAGAGAGAGAAAGAGAAGGAGAGAGAGAAAGAGAAGGGGAGAGAGAAAGAGAAGGAGAGAGAGAAAGAGAAGGAGAGAGAGAGAAAGAGAAGGGGAGAGAGAAAGAGAAGGAGAGAGAGAAAGAGAAGGGGAGAGAGAAAGAGAAGGAGAGAGAGAAAGAGAAGGAGAGAGAGAAAGAGAAGGAGAGAGAGAAAGAGAAGGGGAGAGAGAAAGAGAAGGAGAGAGAGAGAGAGAAAGAGAAGGGGAGAGAGAAAGAGAAGGAGAGAGAGAGAAAGAGAAGGGGAGAGAGAAAGAGAAGGGAGAGAGAAAGAGAAGGAGAGAGAGAAAGAGAAGGGGAGAGAGAAAGAGAAGGAGAGAGAGAGAAAGAGAAGGGGAGAGAGAAAGAGAAGGAGAGAGAGAAAGAGAAGGGGAGAGAGAAAGAGAAGGGGAGAGAGAAAGAGAAGGAGAGAGAGAAAGAGAAGGAGAGAGAGAGAAAGAGAAGGGGAGAGAGAAAGAGAAGGAGAGAGAGAAAGAGAAGGGGAGAGAGAAAGAGAAGGAGAGAGAGAAAGAGAAGGGGAGAGAGAAAGAGAAGGAGAGAGAGAGAAAGAGAAGGGGAGAGAGAAAGAGGAGAGAGAGAGAAAGAGAAGGGGAGAGAGAAAGAGAAGGAGAGAGAGAAAGAGAAGGGGAGAGAGAAAGAGAAGGAGAGAGAGAGAAAGAGAAGGGGAGAGAGAAAGAGAAGGAGAGAGAGAGAAAGAGAAGGGGAGAGAGAAAGAGAAGGAGAGAGAGAAAGAGGAGGAGAAGAGAAAGAGGAGAGAGAGAGAAAGAGAAGGGGAGAGAGAAAGAGAAGGAGAGAGAGAAAGAGAAGGAGAGAGCGAGAAAGAGAAGGAGAGAGAGAAAGAGAAGGAGAGAGAGAAAGAGAAGGGGAGAGAG
Oncorhynchus mykiss (rainbow trout) is the source of this 1443-nucleotide messenger RNA. The record is from RefSeq and is a predicted model, not a curated record. NCBI's taxonomy places the organism in Eukaryota, Metazoa, Chordata, Actinopteri, Salmoniformes, Salmonidae.